This is a messenger RNA of Strongyloides ratti, 294 nucleotides long. RefSeq lists its product as hypothetical. The record is from RefSeq and is a predicted model, not a curated record. The transcript has 2 exons. Lineage: Eukaryota; Metazoa; Nematoda; Chromadorea; Rhabditida; Strongyloididae. The coding region runs from base 1 to 294 and encodes 97 amino acids.
AUGCUUAUAAGUACUUUAUUAUUUUUUUUACUAAAUGGUAUAACUCAUUUUACCGCUACAUCAUCACAUAACAGAAUGAAACAAUGGAUCCCAUUAGUAGAAAUGAAUACUCAUGGAGAUCAAGACAUGGAAAAUAUUACUGCUGAAGAUGGAAUAAAUAAAAAUAUUGCCAAUGAUAGAAUGAAUGAUAUUAAUUCAGAAGAUAGUUCAAUCGAAAUGUCACUAGUUCGAAAAAGAAGAAUAAUAAGUCAACUUCCUACUACCCCUGAACAAAGAACUUGUUUUACCAAAUAA